Messenger RNA from Balaenoptera ricei (Rice's whale), 1890 nucleotides. RefSeq lists its product as uncharacterized. NCBI's taxonomy places the organism in Eukaryota, Metazoa, Chordata, Mammalia, Artiodactyla, Balaenopteridae. The coding region runs from base 1 to 873 and encodes 290 amino acids. The transcript is spliced from 4 exons. The record is from RefSeq and is a predicted model, not a curated record.
AUGCAGUCGGUCUCCUCUCGUGAGACUCGGUACGCCCUAAAGGACAGGAGCGGUGUGGGUGGGAGCGUGUUCCGCGGUCCCGCGGAGCCGGCGCACGCCGCGCCCCGCCCCCUCGGCACGCAGGCUCUGCGCGAACUCGCGCACGCGCGCGCGCACUCUUCAGAGCCUCACUCUGGCCAGCGGGGAUCAACGGGCGGAGGCUGGGCUGCUGAAGUACGAGGGGCGGAGCCCGGGCCGCCGCCGCCGCCACCGCCGCCGCCGCCGCCGCCGCCGCUGCCGCCAGAGAGGAGCAUGUCUGCAACUCGAGCCAAGAAAGUGAAGAUGGCCACCAAAUCAUGCCCCGAGUGCGACCAACAGGUACCUGUUGCAUGUAAAUCUUGUCCCUGUGGUUAUGUAUUUAUUAAUAGGAAACCUCUAAAAAUAAAACACUCAGAGAAAUCAUCACCUUUUACAGAACAUACCAUGAACAAUACCAUGUCUUCGAAAGAUUUACGAAUACUUUUUUUAUAUGAAUUUAAACUAGGACAUAGUGCAGCCACGGCAAGUAGAAACAUCAAUUCUGUCUUUGGAGAAGGCUCUGUUAGUGAAAGGACUAUCCGAUGGUGGUUUGAAAAAUUUCGUUCUGGGGAUCUGAGUCUGAAAAAUGAGCCUCGAGGGAGACCCAAAUCUGUUUUAAAUGAAGAUCAGUUGAGAGCCAUGGUGGAAGCUAACCCCAGAACAGCAAUUCGAGGUCUUGCAGCAGACUUAGGAGUUUCUGCUACAACAAUUUCUCGACACCUGGCUGCAAUAGGAAAGGUGAAAAAAUUGGACAAGUGGGUUGUAUCCCCAUCAAGAGCACAAGGUCCAGUGCUUCCCUGGUGGCGCAGUGGUUGAGAAUCUGCCUGCCAAUGCAGGGGACACGGGUUCGAGCGCUGGUCUGGGAAGAUCCCACAUGCCGCGGAGCAGCUAAGCCCAUGAGCCACAAUUACUGAGCUUGCGCGUCUGGAGCCUGUGCUCCGCAACAAGAGAGUCCACGACAGUGAGAGGCCCGCGCACCGCGAUGAAGAGUGGCCCCCGCUCGCCACAACUAGAGAAAGCCCUCGCACAGAAGCGAAGACCCAACACAGCCAUAAAUAAAUAAAUAAAGAAGCUUUCAUUUAAAAAAAAAAAGCACAAGGUCCAGCACAUAGUAGGUACCUAGUAAGUAUUAAAUGAAUGAAUUAAGUGUCAGGGCCAGUAUCAUCCAUUUUGUAGAAAACCCUUGUUUUGGUAAUGGUGUAAGUAAGGAAUAUGUUUGACAGCAGAUAAUUGAAAACCUAAUGAACAGUGGUUUAAAAAGUAGGUCUUGUUUCCUAUAAUUUAUGAAAAUUUUCAGACAUACAAAAUACUUAAAUUUUACAGUGGACACCUGUAUGCCAACAGCCUAGAUUGUACCACUGACAUUUUACUAUACUGUAUUUGCUUUAUCACUUAUCUACCCAUGUAGCCAUAUUUUUUUUAUGCAUUUCAAUGUAAGUUGCAGGCAUUAGCACAUUUCCCCCUAAAUACUUCAGCAUACAUAUCAUUACUCAGAGUUCAAUAUUUGCUUAAGGUUCUUGUUGAGAUAAAAUUUAAAUUCAAUAAAACGCCUAAAUCUUAAGAGUACUUUUCAAUACAUUUUGACAAAUGCCAAUACUUGUGUAACACAAACCCCUAUUAAGAUACAGACUAUUACUAUCGGCCCAGGAAGUUCCCUAAUACCCCUUUUCAUUUUAUCCCCACCCUUAUCCUCCAAGAGGCAAACAUUGCUCUGAUUUUUUUCUACCAUGGAAUAGUUUUGCUUGUUCUAGAACUGCAUAUAAAUGGAACUACAGUAUGUGCUCUUUUGUGUAAGGCUUCUUUUACUGAGCAUAAUGUUUUUGAGAUUCAUCC